UUUAUUUCAUCAAAUUAAUUUCUAAGCUUUUCAGAGUUUCCUCACUGCGUCACGCUGAGAUUGAGCUUCCUCGGUUUGUGCUUUGUUUAUAAUGGGAUGGAGGGUGUUUCCUUGUUUCUAUGUUUUAUUAUUUUUCAUUUAUUUAUUUUAUUUUUCCUUUUUUGUGAAGCACUUUGUGUUACAUUUCUCUUGUAUGAAAAGUGCUAUACAAAUAAAGUCUGAUUGAUUGAUUGAUAGAUAAACAUUUUUUUUAAUUUCUGAUAAAUGUGUCCUUAUAGAUGAGCUGUUGUGGCUUUUUAUGCAGUUUUAUAAUAAAUAAAAUAAAUAACUUUCUCUGGAGGCUGACCUGCUCCCCGGAAGUGUCCAGCAGCAGCAGCCGCAGAAGAAGUUGCAGCUGUUCGCUCAACAACAACUUUAGACCCUGACCCGUCUUUAACGGCUGGACCGGACCGGACCGGACUGGACCUGACUGGGGUGAUGGAGCCCCUCACAGCCUGCCCGGCUGAAGGUGUUCGGAUCAAAGCGGAGCCGGAAGGAGACGUGGAGAUCCGGGACUACCCGGUCCUCAGGAGGCUGUCCGUCAAACUGACCGACUGCAGGCGCUGGCUGGAGGGGCGGGAUUUCCUGUCUCUCGGUGACCACCCUGAGCUGGGCGUGCGGCGGGCGAGGCGGCGCCCAGCGACCAACACUGGCAGGAAGAUGGUUUACUGCUGCGACUGCAACCGCGGCUUCUACAAGGAGGCUCACCUGGAAGCGCACCGCCGCACGCACCGCGGCCUCAAAGCCAACGAGUGCUGGCAAUGCGGGAAGACGUACCCGACGCUGAUGAGCCUCGUGGUCCACCAGCAGAUCCACGACCGCCAGGAGCCAUACCGCUGCUCCUACUGCGACAGGACCUUCGCCCUGAAGAGGGACUGGAAGACGCACCACCGCACACACUCAGGCACCAAACCCUUCAAGUGCUGGUUCUGCGGGGACGGCUUCGCAGAGCGCCACGAGCUCAGCGAGCACCUGGAGCAGCACGACGGCGAGAAGUGCUACCACUGCCGAGUCUGCGACAAGAUGUUCGUGUCCUACCAGGGCUUCAACUUCCACCGCAAGUCCCACCGCAGCCAGAAGCUGCUGCCCUGCCUCACCUGCAGUAAGACCUUCAGCAACCCGCAGAGCCUGAAGCUGCACCAGGUCACGCACUCCAACAGGAAGCCGCACAAGUGUCCCACCUGCGGGAAAGGUUUCAAGCUGCAGAGCGGCCUGCGCUGCCACCAGCGCACCCACGAGGACCUGAAGGACUACCACUGCACAGAGUGUGGCAAGUGCUUCUCCAGCCUGCAGGGCCUGAAGCUGCACAACCGCACGCACACUGGACUCAAACCCUACAAGUGCUCCGAGUGCGGCAAGCGCUUCACCCAGUCGCCGCACCUCAAGUCCCACAUGGUCACCCACACCGGGGAGCGGCCGUUCCUUUGCACCACCUGCGGGAAGAGGUUCACGCAGUCAUCCCACCUGCGCUCCCACAUCACGCUGUUCCAUGUGGGUGAGAAGCCGUUCAGCUGCGGCGACUGCGGGAAGAGCUUCACCAUCGCCCACUACCUAAAGAUGCACCGUCUGAGCCACACCAAGGAGAAGCUGUACCAGUGCUCAUACUGCGAGAAGGCCUUCUCCUACCACAACUCGUGGCGGGCGCAUGAGCGCAUCCACACUGGCGAGCGGCCGUUCAGCUGCCGGGACUGUGGCCAGAGCUUCAUCACGUCGGGCUCGCUGCUCAGCCAUCAACGCUCCAAACACACGGGGGAAAAGAGCCACUACUGCAUCACCUGCGGGGAGUUCUUCUUCACCAGCUCGCUGCUGCGGGUGCACCAGCUGGACCACACCGGCGAGCGGCCACACGCCUGCAGCUGUGGCAAAACCUUCAAGACCAAAGGCGUGCUGCGCUACCACCUGAAAAGGUUCACGGAGCACCGGCCUGCACAGUGACGCCGCCGCAGGAAGUCAGGGGGCGGAGCCACAGCAGAAACACUCAGAGAAGAAGAAAGAUCAAAACACUAUGAAACAGAAACACUGAGGAGACUCUGACGAGACGCUGCAGCACGAAACUAAACAUGUUGAAGCACAUGAACAACUUCUACCCGUUUAUAUACAGUUUAACAAAAAGGAUGAACCCUCUAAAGUUACCUGGAUUAAUCUUAAAAUCUGAUCCGUAUCUAAGUCCUGAGUAAAGACAAACGCCUAACACCACACAAACAGUUACCAUAUUUCAUGUUUUUAUUGAGUAUGUCCAGGAAACAUUCAGAGUGCUGGUGGAAAAAGUAAGUUAACUCUUCGGCUAAUGACUCCAUCCAAAGCUAACUGGAGUCGGACAGUGAACUGAGAUGCGAGUCAUGUAGAGACUCUCUGUAAAAACACUCAAACUUUGUCAGUUUUCUGUUUACAAGAAGCUUCUGCUCUGUGAACCAGGGCUCACAAAAAACAUCUGAAUAGCUGCAAUCAGGAACUGUUGAUCUGCAUCAGACUGGAAAGGGUUAAAGUCACCUCAAAGAUUUCAGGUGCUCACCUGUCCACAGAGGGACGUUCUAGUCCUGUGUUUGCUAUCUAGAGCCCAUCUAGGUUCCCUCAGGCCGACACAGAAGCUCAGUGAGGUGAAGAGAACUCAAAGCUGAAGGAUCUCUGGAGCUUCACGUCUGAUCAGAGUCUCAGUGAACAGACGUCCAGCUGCUGCUUCACUAAAACAUCUCUGUACUACACAACACUGCUGGCGAAUGUUUAGUGGACUGAUGAGCCUAACCCUACACCAGCACUACACCUGGUGUAAAAAGGGGCCACAUUCCAACAUGAGAACAUCAUCCCAGUAGUGCAGUGUGGUGGAGGGAGCGUUGGAGUCGGCCUGCUGGACAGCUGCUGAGUUUAUCCUGCAGGUGAAUGUCUGACGUCCGUCUGCAGCAGGAUAAAGACCUGAAACAUCAAAGUAAGACGUGUCUGAGCUGCAGCAGGUCUGCAGGAGUGUCUGCAGCUCUGAUCAGCUGUCAGGAGGCUGACUUGUUAUUAAUCAAGUGUUCACUUACUGUUUCCACAAGCACUCUGAAUGUUUAAUGAAUGUGUUCAAUAAAAACAUGAUUUUAGAAUUCACAUUAGCCUUAACAUUAGGGUUAUGCAAUAUAUGAAGCGAAUCAAAAUUAAUUUUCGUUAAUGACUAAUCUUCAGAUCGACGUCCAUUACAUCUUAAUAUUGGCAUCAGCAAAGGAGUGACAGUCCUUUGAACACGUUGGGGUCAGGUUGAAGAAAUUGAAUGUUCAAUUUCUCAGAGCAACACAUCUCCUCAUGGAGUUGAUCAGGUUGUCUGUCGUUGCCUGUGGAAGGUUAUUCCAUUCUUCCUGGAGGGCCACACGGAGCUGGUCGCAGACACGUUGAUCCAGAACAUCCCAAAGAUGUUCUAUGGGCGACAUGUCUGGCAAUACGAACUCUCAAACGGCCCAUCUUCUGAUAAUUAACAUCCAGCUGCACAGCGACCUCUGGUGGACAUCCCUGCAUCCAUUAUGACCUGAGACAUCUGAGGCAUGAUGACUUAGGACAAAGUCUGACAUUUUGGGGUGGCGUUUUCUUGUCCUCAGUAUAAGGAGUGUCUGGGUACUGCUCAUUCUGUCUGAUCACUGUCUGGAGAUACUAAACCUGUGUACUGAGUGAAAUCAUUGCAUCAAUGAGCAAAUGCUCCCUGACAGAGAGAUGGAUUUAAAAUGUUACACAAAUCAAGAGAAAUAAUCCUAUUAUACAAGUAAAAGUCAGCAUAUGUUCAUUUAGAGUUGUUAACGCCAUGUGGCAUCAAUAUUUAACAUGGGGCGUUUAUAUUUUUGUUCAGUAUAAUUGUUUGUGUGGUGUUUGUCUUUACUCAGAACUUAGAUCAGAUCAGAUCAAAUUUUAUGACAAGCUGCUGCAGAAACCACUUCAGAGGUUCACUUCUUUUUCUGUCUGUAUUAAUGACUUGUCCACAGCUUUCUGUUUCGUUUAGCGCUUUUUCUUCUCAGCUGAACGUCUGAGCUGUUCUGCAGAUCGUGUGUGUCGUGGUUCUUCAUGUUGGGGUCAGAAACGAGACGUCUCUGCUGGCUUCAUCUGUUGGUCCAGGUCCAAAAGAUUCAGAAGCUCCCACUCCACCUCAAGGCUUUAACAUCAGUCUGUCAGAGUGUUUCUGUCUGCUGCUCUGAGGUUUAUUAUUCUGCUCUAAGCAUGUUUUAGUCCAGUGAGUCUGUGACAUCAUCACCUGACCUCAGAUCACCUGACCAGCGGUGAGGCGUUCACUGACUCUUUGUUUUCUCUAAAUGGAACCAUGUGAUUCUGAUGGGUUUGAACACCACAGAAGAAGAAACAGAGCCACUGAUCAAAGGGACAGAAACCGUUUCCUAUUUCUGAUUAUUAAACUUUUCUCAUACUGUCGUUCUUUAACUUUUGGUUUUGUCCAAAAUCAAUAAAACGAAAUACUGA
Centropristis striata (black sea bass) is the source of this 4470-nucleotide messenger RNA. RefSeq names its product zinc finger protein 664-like. Bases 478 to 1974 code for a protein of 498 amino acids. The transcript has 3 exons. The record is from RefSeq and is a predicted model, not a curated record. Lineage: Eukaryota; Metazoa; Chordata; Actinopteri; Perciformes; Serranidae.